Molecule: messenger RNA, 396 nt
Organism: Lolium rigidum
Lineage: Eukaryota; Viridiplantae; Streptophyta; Magnoliopsida; Poales; Poaceae
Product: heavy metal-associated isoprenylated plant protein 47-like
Exons: 1
Coding region: 1-396 (131 amino acids)
Molecular function (GO): metal ion binding
Source: RefSeq, a predicted model, not a curated record
AUGAAGCAAAACAUCGUGAUCAAGGUGGAGAUGACGUGCGACAAGUGCCGAUCCAAGGCAAUGGCGCUGGUGGCGGCGACGGUGGGGGUGGACUCGGUGGCGCUGGCCGGGGACGACAAGGACCAGGUGGUGGUGGUCGGUGACGGAGUCGAUUCCGUCAAGCUCACCAACCUGCUGCGCAAGAAGGUCGGCCACGCCCAGCUCGUGCAGGUCGGUGAGGUCAAGAAGGAGGAGGAGAAGAAGAAACCCGCCGAAGCCGCCGCCGCCGUCGUCGAGUACGCUUACCCAUGGCACUACUACAAGUACCCUUCGCACUCAGUGCCAGUCUACGAGCACCCCGCCGGCACAUAUAGUUACCAGCAGUGCUACUCCCGGGCGGACACCUUCUGGAUGUAG